UUCCCAGCUUCCUCUGCACUUCCUGCUUUCCACCAAAGAAGUGACAGUGGGAACGAAAACAAAAUGCGAUAGUUAAACUUCACUGAUGAGCUGUGAUCAGUGACAGCGUUAUUAACGCUUCCCGGAAUACUUCACUGAACACUUAUUUAAAUGUAAUUUCUUUGUACCUGAGGCGUGUGGUAAUAAUAUAAAAUCAACCAUGCAGUUCACUCCCACCAACGGAGAUUUCACGUUCGUCUCUUCGACAGAGGCUGAAGAGCUCAGCGGCACCAUCAGUGCCCCGGACAUUAAACUAAACAUGGGCAGUGAGAGCAACAAAGACCCAUAUGCCACCACCUUCCUGAGGCAGCGAGGCUAUGGCUGGCUGCUGGAGGUAGAGGAGGAUGACAGUGAAGAGAGCAAACCUCUUCUGGAGGAGCUGGACAUUGACCUGAAGGACAUCUAUUACAAGAUUCGAUGUGUGCUGAUGCCAAUGCCAUCGCUGGGUUAUAACCGGCAGGUGGUCAGAGACAACCCGGACUUCUGGGGUCCCCUAGCCGUGGUGCUGCUCUUCUCCAUGAUCUCGAUCUAUGGACAGUUCAGGGUUGUGUCUUGGAUCAUCACCAUCUGGAUAUUUGGAUCACUAACAAUCUUCCUGCUGGCUCGUGUUCUUGGUGGUGAGGUUUCCUUCGGCCAGGUUCUUGGAGUGAUUGGAUAUUCCCUUCUUCCUCUCAUCGUUAUAGCCCCUCUGCUCUUAGUGAUCGGAGGGUUUGAGGUGGUUUCGACACUAAUCAAACUGUUCGGCGUGUUCUGGGCUGCUUACAGUGCUGCUUCACUGCUUGUCGGAGAUGAAUUUAAAACGAAGAAGCCCCUCCUCAUAUAUCCCAUUUUCCUUUUGUAUAUCUACUUCCUAUCACUAUAUACUGGUGUGUGACCGGAUUAAUUCAAACUGUGGACCUUUUCAUGGACAGUGAUCCUGGAGCAUGGGGGGAGAAAAACUAUGGAACCAGGAUUUUUUUUUUUUUUAAGGUGUUUAUUUCUUUUUUAACUCUGUUAAAUUCUAGACGGUGGGGAUGUUGGGAAUAUAUAUCAGUGUAUAUAGUUUUGUCCCUUAUGUCUUUGGUCAAUAAAAUGCAUAUGCUUUUACAGCUUAAACUUCGGUAUGCAGACUUCUCGUUGACCAGUGCAAUACAGGCCCCACAGUCCUGCAUUUACUUGUAAUUAAGCAGGAAAUAGUCACAGGGUUGUACAUUAAUUUAAUGAUUUAUUUUUACUCUUUAUCCCACUGAAGAAUAUGGUGCCAAAUCUUUGUGUGUAUAUGCUGAAGGAAGAAUUUGAGAAAAAAGACAGCACCACACCGAAAGAAAGAGAUUGUUGAGCAUAAUGUUCUUCAUUGUUAUGCACUGUAAUGUACUAUGAGAAGUGUCCAUUUAUACUUUUCAGUUUUCACAGACUUAAUUUAUGGAUUUCAGCAGCAGAAGCAGGUUGAGUGAUAUAAACCAUUGUCUACUAAAUGUGGUGCCUUGCCCCCCCCCCCCCGGGUCCUGUUUGUCAACCAUUUAAUACAGAAAUAUAGUCAUUUAAUCAAUAAUUACAGUAAAUCAAUAGUUAUUUGUCACUUAAA
Siniperca chuatsi (mandarin fish) is the source of this 1603-nucleotide messenger RNA. RefSeq names its product Yip1 domain family, member 4 (gene yipf4). Gene Ontology annotation, cellular component: trans-Golgi network; membrane. The coding region runs from base 200 to 913 and encodes 237 amino acids. The transcript has 6 exons. Gene Ontology annotation, biological process: vesicle fusion with Golgi apparatus; endoplasmic reticulum to Golgi vesicle-mediated transport. The record is from RefSeq and is a predicted model, not a curated record. NCBI's taxonomy places the organism in Eukaryota, Metazoa, Chordata, Actinopteri, Centrarchiformes, Sinipercidae.